AUGCCGUGGCUCACCACAGCCUUCGCCCCUGGCCCUACCACCACAAGACCGCCACAAGCAACGACAGCCGACACCCCUGCCACCACUGUGACCACCAACACCGACACCACCAACGCUCCAACCACCGACACCCCGACACCAGCAAGCAAGCCCACCGUCAGCCUGACUGCCUCUGCCACCCCAAACACCGCCUCCAUCGACCAACACAAAUCUCCCGUCAAGACCCCCAAAAAGACCCAGCCCCCUACAAAGACGCAGACAAGGACCCUCCUCCCGCCUUCUAUAACACCCCUUCCCCCCCUCGAGGAAAGUAUGACCAAACUGUCCCAAAUCCCGAACUGGGCCGAGGAGGCGGAAAAUAACCCCAUAUGUGACAGCGACAGUGAAAGCGACAGUGAAAGCGACAGUAGUGGAAGACGACUGACGAUAGACACCGACCCUGAACAGGACAGACUAACGAAACCAAAAAAAUCAAACCUCCCCCUAAAACGACAGAACUCUCUCGACACAGUUACUCAAAAUAUAAACGACCAAAGAACAGAAAAGAAGAAAAAGAAAAAUCUUUCCAGCCGACGGACAAACCCCUCACCCAGACGACACUGA
Molecule: messenger RNA, 603 nt
Organism: Aplysia californica (California sea hare)
Lineage: Eukaryota; Metazoa; Mollusca; Gastropoda; Aplysiida; Aplysiidae
Exons: 2
Coding region: 1-603 (200 amino acids)
Source: RefSeq, a predicted model, not a curated record